CAACUAUAGUAACGUUUAUACUUCCUACUGUCUCAUAUUUUUUUUAGCGAAUAUCGUUAAAUCAGUCUCAACACUUACAUCGAUGUACUUUUCACACAUAGAAAUGCUGUCUGUCCUCAAAAAAAUUUUUCAGAAUUUAAUUCUGUGAUUUUGGUGAACGUAAAUGUUAACUGAAGUGAUUUUUAUAUUUUUAGUCCUUAACCUACAAUUUUCUAGCAGUUGCGUUAUUUACUGGUCACUAAUUAUUUCUUCAACGUGAAAAUAAAUAAACAAAGAAUUGAAAACUAGGUUUUGUGUUCAACCUAAUGAAAAAUUAGGUUUUGUAGUCUUUGAUUGUGAAGAUUACAAUUUGAAUUGUACUCAAAAUUUAAUUGAAAUGAAAAUACGAGUCUCGUUUGUCACAUAUGUAUGUAGUGUGCGUCAUAAGUGCGUCAUGAUAUUAUAGGACAAAGGGAUAAUAUCUAACAAAUUACUUUUAUAAGUACAGACAUUUUUGUUUGUAGACAAGUUUGCUAUAAUAAAGCAUCACAACAUUGAAAAUAAAAUUUGUUCAGAUCUAUUAUAUUUGUUACAGAGGCUCAAAUAAAAAAUUAAAUAGUACGUAUUACACUUUCAGUUGCAUUUAUUCAAUACUUCAUAAACAAGUAUAGUGCUAAAGUAAAAUAAAGUGUUAUGUAUUUUCAAAGAGAUCCUAAAGUUUCAAUAAAUAUUUUCAAUCCAUAGCUUUACUUAAUUACUUUGUCCUACAAUUUCAUCUUUAUCUACUUAGUUAGUUACUCUACUUUAUAUUUAAAAAAAAAACAAGUAAUUUUGCAACGAGACAAUACUCCACAAACAACACACAUAUAUUACAAAUUUUCAAAACAACCCUACAAAAUUUUCAAUAAACACUCUCCCUUGCCCUCGAAAUGAAAUAAAACCAAGUAGUUUUGCAAUCAGGCAGAGCCUGUCUAAAACACAGUAGCAUAAAAAUAAGAAAGUAAGAGCAAAGGAAGUUCUGACCCGAUGUCAACUUAUCAACUGGCUACAGUAGAUUGAAAAAAAGUCAGAGUGACCUGUUGUGGUCGAGAAUACCAAGUUCACAGAAUCUUCCUACUAACUAGCAACUUUGCUGACUUGACACAAAGUAGGUAUAAAAGCUCCAAACGACUGACCGCCUCGUCACUUUCUGGUGUGUGCUACGACUUUCAAUAUGUGGCUACCUUUGACACUCUUAGUGCUCGCGGGAGUAGUAUCCGCCGACUACCAACAUGGCUGGAAGGUAGGCGACGAGUACACCUACCUGGUACGAAGUCGCACGCUCACUAGUUUGGACGUAAAAUCCAGCCAGUACGCCGGUAUCUUGAUAAAGGGAUUCCUCACGGUUCAAGCAAAGGACACCAACACGUUGAUCGCGAAAUUAUGGAAGGGCCAAUACAGUCGCAUCCAUAAAGAGCUACCCGAGGGCUGGGAAACACGGAUUUCCGACCACAUGUUGGAAUUCCGUGACUUGCCCAUAACGGAGAAGCCCUUCCAGAUCAUUCUGAAGCACGGAGUGAUCGUGGACAUGAUCGUGGACAAGGACAUACCCACCUGGGAGGUGAACUUGCUGAAGAGCGUGGUUAGCCAACUGCAGGUGGACAGCCAGGGGGAGAACAUCAUCAAGAGCCAGAACGUUCAGGUUCCGGAUGAUGAUGAACCUUACGGAUCGUUCAAGGUCAUGGAAGACACCGUAGGAGGUAAAUGCGAGGUGCUGUACGACAUCACUCCGUUGUCCGAUCACAUGCUUCACACGAAACCCGAGUUGGUGCCCAAACCUGAACUGAAGGGAGAUGGACAGCAUAUUGACAUCAUGAAAACGAAGAACUUCGACAAAUGCGCGCAGAGGAUGUCGUAUCACUUCGGUAUCACUGGACAGUCGAACUGGGAACCUGGUGCAAACAAGAAUGGAAAAUUCCUGUCGAAAUAUUCCACCAGUAGAAUCGUCAUCUCAGGAAAUUUGAAACGGUUCACCAUCCAAACAUCGGUGACUACCAGUCAGAUGUUCGUCACCCCAAGAAUGUACGAAAACCACAAGGGAAUCGUGGCCAGCAGGAUGAACCUGACUCUGGGCAACGUUAACAAGAUCUCGAAUCCUCUGCCUUUGCCGAGGAACCCCGAAUCUACUGGCAACCUGGUGUACGUUUACAGCAACCCGUUCUCGGACAUGGAGGAACGCAGACCCAGCGACCGACGGGACUCCAAGCAGGACCUCGAAUCCGACAGCAUCAGCUCCCAGAGCUCCAGCGAGGAGAUCAACAAGAACAAAAUUAACCUUCUGAAGAAUUCGGGCUCAUCCAGCGCUUCCAGCAGCUCCAUCUCCAGCAGCGAGGAACACAAGUUCUGGCAACCCAAACCCACGUUGCAGGAUGCUCCGCAGAACCCACUGUUGCCCAACUACAUUGGCUACAAAGGCAAAUAUAUUGGAAAGUCCGGUGAAAUCGACGUGAUCAAGGCCGUCAAGCAGCUCGUAUUCGAGAUCGCUAACGAAUUGGAGGACUCGACUCUUAUGCCCACGCAAGAGACCCUAGAGAAGUUCAGCAUUCUCACCAGCCUGAUUCGCACCAUGAGCAGGAGCCAGAUAGAAGAGGUCGAGAACAUUUUGCACCUCUCGUCGAACGAGCUGAAGUUCGACGACAAGACUCAAGCUGUCAAGCAGAACGCUUGGGCCGUAUUCAGGGACGCCAUCACGCAAGCUGGAACUGGACCUGCCUUCUUGACCAUCAAGAACUGGAUCGAAAAGAGGAACAUCGGAACCUGGGAGGCUGCCGACAUCUUGUCUGCGCUUCCGAGAACCUCGCGAACACCUACUGCCGAGUACAUCAGGACCUUCUUCGAACUGGUCACCAAUCCGAAAGUGAUCAACGAGCCAUUCCUGAACACCGCAGUGCUGAUGUCCUUUACUGAAUUGGUACACCAAUCUCAAGUGGACGGCAAAAGCAUCCACAACCUGUACCCGGUGCACACCUUCGGCCGCCUUACCUCCAAACACGAUCAGACCCUCCUGCAGGAGUACAUUCCAUACUUGGCUGGAGAACUGAAGAAGGCCGUCAGGGAAGGUAAUAGCGAAAGGAUUCAGACGUACAUCGUCGCUCUGGGCAACAUCGGUCACCCCAAGAUCCUCUCCGUCUUCGAGCCCUAUUUGGAGGGCAAAGAACAGGUGACCGUCUUCCAGAGGACGUUGAUGGUCGGCUCCCUGAGCAAACUGGCGGUUCAUGCACCGAAACUGGCACGCUCCGUGCUGUACAAGAUCUAUCUGAACACUAUGGAGAGCCACGAAGUGCGAUGCAUGGCUGUCUUCCUGCUGCCGAUAACCAACCCUCCUUUGACCAUGCUGCAACGUAUGGCGGAAUUCACGAACUACGACACCAACAAACAAGUCAACUCCGCGGUGAAAUCCACCAUAGAGACCCUAGCGGAGCUAACUGACCCUACAUGGCUAGAUCUGGCGAGGAGGGCUCGCUCUGUCAUGAACAUCAUGAACAAGGAGGACUACAGUUAUCAGUAUUCCCAUGGAUUCAUCUUCAGUGCCGUUCAGAAAGAACAGAACCUGAUCAACACUGUGGUGAUGAAUUAUAUUGGCGGCGACAAUGGUUUAACUCCUCGCGCUGUCUAUCUGGAGUCCCUCAUGAAUUACGGUGGCUUCAAGACCCCAUCCACGGAAUUCAUGGCUAUGAUCUCCGACGUACAGCCUUUGAUCGAGGCUCUAACGAUGACUACCGACAAACCCUCCUUCGAGAAGAUGGCCACCGAGAAAAUUGCGGAGCAACUGAAAAUCGUUGCUGACAAGACUGUGGAAAUGGAAGGAAACAUCUUGUGGAGAUCGAAGUUCCUGUCCAAAUUUAUACCUUUCGACAAAAACACUGUCCACAACGUGCGCAAUCAAAUCACCAAGAACAUGAUGUCAAUGAAAGACGGAGGCUACGUCAACCUGAACAAACUGAUGUCUUACGAUGUGACUCUAAGUUUCCCGACGGAAACCGGCCUACCAUUCGUUUACACUUUAAGGGUGCCAGUGUUGAACAAACUGAUCGGAACUGGACAAAUGAAGAUGGACCGUGAACGCAACGUGAACGUGCAAUCGGAACUGAGGUUCACAUACUCGAGGAAGAUCCAAGGAAUCAUCGGUUUCGUGGCGCCGUUCGAGCACCAGCACUACAUCGCCGGUGUAGACGCAAACAUGCAGGUCUACUUGCCUCUGAAAUUAUCUCUGGAAGUAAACGUACCAAAAACCACCCUGCAGCUCAGGAUUUGGCCACUGAAGGGCGAGGAGAAAUCUCGUUUGCUACACUACAGCGUCGUGCCAUAUACUUCCAUCCGCGACAUCCUGAGUCUCCGACCUUUGCAGAAGGACAAGAACACACAGCUGGUGCACGUCAACAAGGAUCUGAAGGGCAGCCAGUCCGACAAGCUCAAAGGAAUCAGGGUAGAGCUGGAAGCCGAUAGUUCGGACACCGAGUUCUGGAACAUGGACAUGGACAAACUCAGGAACAUGUUCCCAAUGUACCUUGGGGAAGACGUGUACCGCAAGGUGGACAUCUUCAUGAACCUGGAUCGCGAGGUGAAAGAACCCUUGACUCUCCUCGUCUCUUACGGCACCAUGGACGUGAAACCCGGCUCUGAGAAUCUUCAGCAAUGGACAGAAUUUGCCAAAGCGGUUGAACCAUCCAACAAGGAGGCCAACAGCGAGGACCGUAAGAAGCAGUUCCUGAAGGAAGCAGUCAAGGGUAUCAAAUUGGGCAAGUCGUGGGUGGUGGACCUUCAACUCCAAAUCCCUGACGAAGACAGGAGCUCCAGCGCCAUGACCCUCGCUUGGUCCACGAGCAACGCCGAGUCCAAGGGACGCAUCCUGCUGUUCUGGAGAUGCAACAUCCCUAGCAAGGAAAUCAAACACGAAGUGUGCGCAGCCUCUCAGUUCAUGAACACCCCCGUAGUUUCGCUGUUCUUCGACAAAGUCAUCAAGGCCGUACCCAAGACGGAGUUCGACAUCGACAUUCGUUACGGAAAAACUUGCGCCGACAACCAACAGAUCAACGUCAUAGGUAAGGCUACCCAGAGCAAGGAGAUGAAGGACGAGAUCAUGAAGUCCGACGUGGUGAAGAACUGCGAGAAGCACCUGAACCACGAGAACAAGCUUCUCCGAGUCUGCCAGAAAGCUGCGGCCCUCGUCAUGACGCUGGACGAGAUGGACAUCUCUGUAGACAUCCGCUCGAAACCUCUGAGGGACCUCGUCGCCAAGAACAUCCACCUGCCAAAUCAGCUGGGAUUAACCAACGCUAACGUGGACCUCACCAACCCUAAGAACGCUGGCAAAGACAAGAUUGAUCUCAAGAUGAAAUUGUGGAAGGACAAGUCUGGUCGCGUGGUCAUUCACACACCAACCAUGGACGUGUUGAUGGACGACCUCGACCUGAGUUUCUUGGAAGAUGAUUCGGAAAGUCUCGUGGUUCCCUUCGAGAUGGAUAGCAACAACUUGAAAGCUGGAACGAAUAUACCAUCCUGUGUCAUGGACCGCACCAGAGCCGAGACUUUCGACGGCAAGGAAUUCCCCCUGACUUUGGGCAGCUGCUGGCGCGUGUUGAUGACGACUUACCCUAAGGAGGACCCCAAGAAACCUGGCGAGAAGCUUACGAUGUCCGAAGCUGACAGCGUGAGCAUCCUCGCUCGAGAGACCAACGAAAAGAAGGAGGUGAAGGUGAUACUCGGCAAGACGGAGAUCAAGCUGGUGCCCACUGGCCAACUACCUGAGGUCAUUGUGAACGGACAGAAGGUCCAAGUAACUCCCGAGCUUGGCCACCAAGUGCGACACGGUGACGAGGUUGCUUUCGAGAUCUUCCAGUUUGGAGACCGUUCCAUUGCCCUGGCGUCGGAGAAGUUCGACGUGAAGCUCGUUUUUGACGGAAAACGGAUCAUGAUCAGGACAUCCAACAAGUUCCGCGACUCCAUUCGAGGUCUCUGCGGCAACUUCGACGGCGAUCGGGCCAACGACUUCACGAGCCCCAAGAACUGCCUGUUGAGGAAACCCGAGGAGUUCAUCGCAAGUUACACGCUCACCAAAGACCAGUGUGAAGGAGAGGACGUGCAGAAGAUCAAGGAACUGCAGCAGGCUAACUGCGUACCACAGAUGUCUGCCCGCACCAGCAACGUUAUCAACGACAUCGAAUCCGGAAGGUCUAACGUUCUCGGCAGCAACUGGGGCUACCAUCAAGACAAGCAGACCGACAACAAACGCUGCACCAUACACAGGACGAAGGUCAUCGAGAGGAACGGACAGCUCUGCUUCACGAUUCGUCCGGUGAUCUCUUGCUCGCCCACUUGCAACGCUACCGAGAUGAAGACGAAGAACUACCAGUUCCAUUGUACAGAAAAGAACGAGUGGUCUAUGAAGCUGAAGCAGAGAGUAGAGAAGGGCGCGAACCCUGAUCUUAGCCAGAAAUCUAUCUCCAUGUCACAAUCCAUUGAGGUCCCUCUUGCGUGCGUGGCCUAAGCGCGUACCUGACAAAAAUUAUUUUGUUAACAUUUCGUAGUUAGAGUAGUAUAUUAUUUUGUAUUUAGCAAUCCGAUGUAUUAAUAAAAUUGAUCGUUUUCAAUAAUUUUUGUGUUUCUUGUAUGCUUGGGAGUUUGAGGUGUGAUGGGGAGAUUGAA
Megachile rotundata (alfalfa leafcutting bee) is the source of this 6663-nucleotide messenger RNA. RefSeq names its product vitellogenin. NCBI's taxonomy places the organism in Eukaryota, Metazoa, Arthropoda, Insecta, Hymenoptera, Megachilidae. The record is from RefSeq and is a predicted model, not a curated record. Gene Ontology annotation, biological process: lipid transport. Gene Ontology annotation, molecular function: lipid carrier activity.